Fundulus heteroclitus (mummichog) is the source of this 1349-nucleotide messenger RNA. RefSeq names its product chromosome 2 C12orf29 homolog (gene rlig1). Lineage: Eukaryota; Metazoa; Chordata; Actinopteri; Cyprinodontiformes; Fundulidae. The transcript has 7 exons. Gene Ontology annotation, biological process: response to reactive oxygen species. Bases 117 to 1094 code for a protein of 325 amino acids. Gene Ontology annotation, molecular function: RNA ligase (ATP) activity. The record is from RefSeq and is a predicted model, not a curated record.
CAAUGAAGAGUCCCGUUACGUUGUAAACACACCGUCCACGCGUUGCGACCCUUUUCUGCUGUCGGGGUGAAUUUCCAACACUGCCCGCUGGGGGAAACGCGGUCCAGUCAGCCGCCAUGCGCCGCCUGGGCUCGGUUCAGCAGAAGGUACCGUGCGUUUUCCUCACCGACGUGAGAGAAGAAGCGUCCAGAAAGCGCGAGCGUCAGCAGUUCCAGGUUGUUGCCACUGAAAAGGUGAACCCCGUCGCUCUAGCGGCUAACGUAGACUGUGCUUUGGCCACAGAAAAAGUGGACGGUACGUGCUGCUACGUCGCUCCGCAUCACGAUCAGCUGCACCUCUGGGCCCGAUUCGACAGGAAGCCCAACAAGCAGGCAGAGAAGAGGUUCAAGAAGCACCAACACACUCACAACAGCUGUAAAGGUUUCUCCUGGAACGUGGAGGAGGAUUUUAAAAGCGUGCCUGAGGCGUGGAUUCCUGCUCACAGAGUCAAACAUCUGGACGGACGUCCCGUUCCUGACGAGCAUGGACACAUUCCCGGCUGGGUCCCGGUGGAGCGGAGCAACAAGCAGUACUGUUGGCACUCCUCUGUGGUGGACUACGAGGUCGGGGAGGCUCUUGUUCUGAAGCCCUGCUGCGACGACGACGACGACACGCUGGAAAUCACAGCAGUGCCUUUGGCAGACCUUCAGGAGCAAACGCUGGAGCUCAUCGGAACCAACGUCAACGGAAACCCUUACGGACUGGGAAGUAAGCAGCAGCCCGUCCACUGCCUGGUACCCCACGGUAGGCUCCAGAUCAGGAACCCUCCAGCUGUGAACUUCCAGCAGCUCUGCUCCUGGUUCCAGGAGAGCCCAGAAGGCCGAGUGGAAGGCAUCGUGUGGCACUGCAACGACGGCACCCUAGUUAAGAUUCAUCGCCACCACCUGGGGCUGAGGUGGCCUGACGGCGAACCGGGCCUGGCCAACAGACCCGUGGUCAUCCGGCUGGACCGAACAGCGGACGCUUACAGCAGCAGCCAGGGCCUGUUGGCGUCUCUCCUCCCGCUGAACGGACGGCGCUUCGGUCGGCUUCGGGAUGUGCAGUGUGAGCUGUGAACAGCGGAGACGACGAGGAAAUCAGUGAAAGUCUUAAAAGGGUUUUCUGCGGGCCAAGCGUCGUCGUACUGGAGAGGAAGCUCUAAUGUUUGGUGCCAAACGGGGUUGGAGUGGAUUUAUUUAAAUAUGUAACGUACUUUGAGAAGAGUCCACAGCUGUGAUGUGAUUCUUCACUUAAUGACCUCAUUCCUGUAAAUACUGUAUAUACAAAGUCAUGUGUGACGAAUAAAAGAAAGAAUUUUGACCAUUUAAAAA